This is a messenger RNA of Vidua chalybeata, 576 nucleotides long. RefSeq names its product ribonuclease P/MRP subunit p14 (gene RPP14). Bases 23 to 391 code for a protein of 122 amino acids. Lineage: Eukaryota; Metazoa; Chordata; Aves; Passeriformes; Viduidae. Gene Ontology annotation, biological process: tRNA 5'-leader removal. Gene Ontology annotation, cellular component: ribonuclease P complex. The record is from RefSeq and is a predicted model, not a curated record. The transcript has 5 exons.
GCGCGGCCCGGCGGGGCGGGGAAUGGCGGCGGCCGCGUUCGAGCGGCGCGUGCUGCGGCGCGGGGCCGAGCAUCACUAUCUGCGCGUGCGCCUGGAGCUGCCCGACGGCGGGGUCCGGCCCAACGCCGCGCAGUUCAAGCAGCUCGUGGUGACAGCGCUGAGGGAGCUGCACGGAGAGGUUGGAGCAGCUUUACCUGUUGAUGUCUUAACAUAUGAGGAAAAAACUCUGUCUGCCAUAUUAAGAGUAAUUAGCAGUGGCCUUGUCAAGCUGUGGAGUGCUCUAACCUUGCUGGGCUUCUACCAGAACAGGAGGUGUGCCUUCCGGGUGCUGCAGACAUCUCCGUUUCUACUUGCAUUAUCUGGCAACAGUAGAGAAUUAGUCUUGGACUGAAUGCAGUUGUUGGUUCGGCUGCAUGCAGGAGAAGUUCCUGGAAAUGUUGUGGUCCUUCAGGCGUGGAAUUUCUGGAGGGAUUUUCCAACAAAGAGCCUUGACAAAGCCAACACUUAUCAACUCACUGCUUGGACAUGCCGUAUUUCUGAACUUACAUGUAAAAGUUGGAGACAAAGCUGAACUUA